AUGGUUGUUAAAAAAACGUUUUAUUGUUGCGUAGUAAAACAGUUAUGUAUGAAAGCAUUUGACAAAAUGUUUUACUGGAUGCUGUUUGACCAAGUAUCAACAGAGUCUACAACAAAGCAUGAAAUCUAUUCAGUGAUUAAUACUAUAGACACCGGUUGCAACCGACUAAUUUUCUCAGUUCAUGUACAAUGUAAUCAGGAUUUGGUGGGUUCGUUAAAACUCGCUACACUAAUUGAAGAGAAAAUUACCAACAAUCGAUUCACACUAUUUACAUUAAAACAUGACUCAACACUCAAUAGUGUUGUGUAAUGAUCGUCACUAAAAUCAGAGGUAACAUUCCCGUCGGCAGAUGAAUUUCCGGCACAGCUACUGGACAAACAUUAUUCACCUCUGUAUUCUAACAUGUACCUCUUGUCAGAAAUUACUCUUUUGCAAUUACCAGAUAUCCAAUAGGGAUAUCUACACUUACCAGUUUUUCUGAUAAAAAGUUAAUGAUAACCCUAUUAUUUAAAUGCAAAGUACCAUCAGAAGUAAUGAAUAUUGUUUAAAUCUGGAAACACCCUCUGCAAAGAUGCAUUUUAGAAGAUCCUUCUAACGUUUUCAUAUA
This is a messenger RNA of Schistosoma guineensis, 607 nucleotides long. Lineage: Eukaryota; Metazoa; Platyhelminthes; Trematoda; Strigeidida; Schistosomatidae. The record is from the annotation of a GenBank genome assembly.